AUGGCGUCACACGAGGUUGAGUCUCAUGUGGGCGAGAUGCAUGACGCUGAAAAAAUUUCAGACUCUUUCCGUGAGUCCUCGUCGUUGGUGCUCUCCGAGGAGCAGGCACUGGCGAAAGCGCGAAGCAAUCCGAAUGAUGCGCUUCCCAUUCUGGUGACUUAUGCCUGGGACGAUCGCGACAACCCUCGUCACUGGCCGAAAUGGAGGAAGUGGUACAUUACCUGCCUGGUCAGCAUGCUCAACGUGUUCACAACCUGGUGCGCAGGAGGUAUCUCAUCGGGCGCCACGGGAAUUCAAGAAGAAUUUGGAGUCUCGGCAGAAGUGACCACCCUGUGUCUGUCGCUGUAUGUGCUAGGAUAUGCCAUUGGCCCGGUUCUUCUUGCUCCACUGUCGGAAUACUUUGGGCGCCAGCCUGUCUACGUCGUGUCGUGGUUCCUUCUUUUUAUCUUUCAACUGCCACUUGCCCUGGCCCCCAAUAUCGGAACGAUCUUGGUGUGCCGAUUCAUUGCGGGUUGUGCAGGUGGUGCCCCAUUGACCAACACCGGUGGAAGCAUCAGUGAUCUUUGGGAACGCAACGAAAGUGGAGGGCCAAUGGCUGUGUACGGAUUGAGCAGUACUUUUGGACCCCCAAUGGCGCUCGUCAUUACCGGUUAUAUUGGCCUGAACUGCGGAUGGCGGAUGAUAUUUUGGGUCCUCAUGGCCAUGACAGGCGGUGUUUGGAUUCUGUUGGUUGUUACAGUUCCGGAAACACGACACACCACGAUCUUGCAGAACAAGGCGAAGCGAAUGUGCAAACAGAUGAAAACCGAGAACCUUUGCUCCGCGGAAUCCACGACGGACAUCCACGCCGGUGAGCGCAAGGGCUUGUACGAGCUCUUUGCCAUCACACUGACUCGGCCCUUCCGGUUCCUGUUCUCGGAGCCCAUCACUACCUUUUCGGCCAUUUACAAUGGCUUUUUGUACGGACUGGUUUACUUGUUCAACGAAGCCAUUCCGCUGGUCUUUGGCGCCCCGAACGGACAUCCGUUCAAUACUGGUCAGCAAGGGCUGGCAUUCUUGGGAAUGGCAAUCGGGCCGAUCAUUGCAUUUUGCUUGUACCCCUUGCAGGAGAGAUACUACCUCCGACGCGUUGCUGAGAACGAAGGUAAGGGUGUCCCCGAAGCUCGCAUGUGGAUGGCUCGUGGUGGAGCUGUCUUGAUUCCAAUCAGUCUCUUCUGGUUUGGGUGGACAAGCUACCGUUCCGUGCACUGGAUUGUGCCCAUCGUUGCUUCCUCCUUCUUCGGCGCCGGCAUCUAUAUUGUGAUCUUGAGUAUUCUCAACUACGUGGUAGAUAGCUACCAGACCUACUCGGCCUCCGCACUGGCUGGUGUGAUCCUGAUUAGAAAUGUGGUUGGUGCCGGGUUCCCGCUUUUCGCUACUCAGAUGUACGAGAAGCUGGAUUAUGAAUGGGCUUCUAGCCUCCUGGGGUUCAUCUCGAUCCUGCUGGUUCCCAUUCCAUUUAUCUUCUUCUACAAGGGCAAGGCUAUUCGGCUGCGAAGCCCAUGGGCCAGGGAACACUUCGAUCAAAAUGAGGAUAACCCUCAUUGA
Molecule: messenger RNA, 1587 nt
Organism: Penicillium argentinense
Lineage: Eukaryota; Fungi; Ascomycota; Eurotiomycetes; Eurotiales; Aspergillaceae
Product: MFS transporter
Exons: 2
Coding region: 1-1587 (528 amino acids)
Biological process (GO): transmembrane transport
Molecular function (GO): transmembrane transporter activity
Source: RefSeq, a predicted model, not a curated record